Molecule: messenger RNA, 1611 nt
Organism: Funneliformis mosseae
Lineage: Eukaryota; Fungi; Glomeromycota; Glomeromycetes; Glomerales; Glomeraceae
Source: the annotation of a GenBank genome assembly
AUGGUUAAUAUUAAAGUAACUUAUAAAGAGACGGUUCGUCGUUUUGUACUUCCUACCAACAACGCAACUUGGACUGGUUUGGAAGCAAAGCUUCGUAAUAUUUAUAAUAUCCCUACAUCAACUACUUUUACUCUCUCUUAUGUCGAUGAAGACGGUGAUGUAAUCACGCUUUCAACUGAUAUGGAAUUUCAAGAAGUUCUCUCUUCUCAAUUAUCCGCUUCAUACAUCAAAUUUGAUUUGAAAUUUUCAACUGGUGAUUCAAGUGACGGUGAAGAUUCUAAUAAUGAAGCUUGGGUGUUUGAAGGUGUAAAAACUCCUCCACAAAGCGCUCUUACGGUCAAUCUUGACAAUCUUGACAAUCCCGACAAUCCUGAAAAUGUUUCACAAAAGAAUGUUAUCAGCACUACAAAUCAAGAGGCGCAGUUUUUCAAAAUUGGUUCAGAAGAAAGUUCGUCAAUUCAACCCGUAUCCCUUUUGUAUGAAGACAAAUCAUCAUCAAGCAAAAAGACUUCCUUGGAUGAUGAGAUUGGAUCAUUUGGCUCUUUAAAAUUCUCACCCACUCUUAAUGACGAAGAAGACAAGGAAGAAAAGGAAGACAAGGAACGUAAAGAAGAUAAGGGUGACUUUGGUUCUUUAAAUUUCUUACCUACAUCUAAUUAUCUUGGCAGAGACGACCUAGAUAAAUAUUUCGAAGAAGUCGAAGGAGGAAAAGAAUCUUCUUCGAAUAAUGUUUUCCCUUCCUCUUUGGAACAGACACCGUUAAAUAAUCAAGAUAAUAAAACACCUACUGUAUCCGAACUUGCUGAUCAAUUUCAAAAAAUGCUUGAUCAAUUCAAAAAAGAUGUUGUAAAGGAUCAUAAACUUGCUGGAGAAAUGAUGGAUCAAUUUCUUCGUUCUAUAAUCGAAAAAAACAUACAAAACACGCAAGAAAAUCAAUCACAGGAUAACCUACAAGAGAAAGAAUCGCAAGGUCAAGGCGAACAACAAGAUAAUAAUCAAUCUCGGGAAAUUAAUUUCUUUAGCGAUCAUUCUCCUUUGUUUAACAAUCGCCUAUCGCAAGAUCAAGACCAACAACGAGGACGUGAUACUUUCUUUGACGAUCAUCCACCUUUGUUUUUUACGCGUCAAGUCUCACCACCACCAUCACUUCCUGGAUCUUUUCCAGUAACACAAAAAUCUACCCCUUGCCCUUGGGCUAGUCAAGCACGUCCUGAAUCCGAUUCACUUGAAAUGCGUCAAAAUGUAAGAGGAAGCGAACAUCGAUCUCAGAGUAUUCCAAGAAAUCUUCGUCGCGGUUCCCGCCGUCGUCAUCGCGAUCAUGAUGAACAUAGAGAAGGAAGACGCGAUGAAGCUCGUGAAGAAGUACGAGAAGAAACUCGAGACGAAGAGGCUCGAGAAGAUACAAGAGGAGAAAUUUUCACUCUAGCUUUGGAACCUACUGUAUCUACUGAACCUACUGAACCUGACGCAACGGGUCCUUAUUACGAGGAAAUUAAAACUCUCAACGAUAUGGGAUUCUGGCGAGAUGAAGAUCAAUAUUUUGAAUUGUUAACCUUGUAUGAAGGAAAUCUAGAUCGAGUCAUUGAAGCUUUAUUAGAACGUCAAGAGUAG